UCAUCCAAAUUAAUGAGUGUCUGCUGUUUAGGCUACGUUCAUUACAGGAUCAAUGGAAUGUGAAGUGCAUCCAUUUGGUUUUUUCACAGGCUUUUCAAGUGGGAUACAGUUAUUCUUGGAUAUAUCAUCACUAUAAUUUGUUGGUAUAAGUGAUAUCUAACAGUGAUAAUAGAGAUAACUUUCAAGUCAUAAUAAAUAAUCAUCUCUCCCAGCAACAACAAAGUAUUUUGUUUGGUUAUAUUGUUGUCAAGUUAACGAAAGCAUCCAUAGAUUUUUGUAAUUUAAAAUAUUCCAUUGAAAUAAACAAAAAUAAGUUACCACCUAGGUAUGAACAAGAUCGCGCAUUUUCAUUCCUUGUUUUCGAAACAUCUACUUAAAUGUGAUCCAUCAUAUUUGAAGCAUCCUUCCCUAGCAGCUAGUUUCUCAACAACGAUGAAAGGGAAGAAAUUCAUUCUGCAGAGACAGUUCGUGGGUGCUCCUAAAGAAACAGAUGUGAAGAUUGUGGAGGAAGAACUGCCACCAUUGAAAGAUGGAGAAUUCCUAUGCGAAAGUCUGUAUAUAAGUGUGGAUCCUUAUCAAAGGGCGUACUUCCAAAAACCAGGAGAUGUUAUCCUAGGUUCUCAAGUUGCUAAAAUCUUGGAAAGCAAAAAUCCAAAGUUUCCUACAGGAAGGCAUGUAGUUUCUUACUAUGGAUGGAAAACUCACCACGUUCUCAACGAUACUCAGGAGGGCAUUUUACCCAAAUAUCUUAUACCUGAUGAUUUGGAUGCUCCUUUAUCACUUUUUCUAGGUUUGUUAGGUAUGCCAGGAGUGACUGCACAUUUUGGUUUUUUGGAUAUUUGCCAGCCAAAACCAGGUGAAACAGUGGUAGUGACAGGGGCUGCUGGGGCGGUAGGGAAUAUCGUUGGGCAAAUAGCGAAGAAUAAACAGUGUACAGUUAUAGGCGUUGUCGGAUCAGAAGAAAAGGGAAAAUGGAUUACGGGGGACCUCGGAUUCGAUGGUUACAUCAACUAUAAAAAGGAUAACAUCAGUAAAGAUCUAAAAAGAUUAGCUCCUAAUGGUGUCAACUGUUACUUCGAUAAUGUUGGUGGUGAAAUUUCAAGCCAAAUCAUGAAACAGAUGAAUGAAUUUGGGAGAAUAUCUGUAUGUGGAGCCAUAUCAGCAUAUGAUGAGUUGGAGACAGCUAAAGCAUCUAUUGUACAAGGGUCAAUGGUCUUCAAUCAGUUGAAGAUGGAAGGAUUCCAUGUGAAGAGAUUCAGUAAUAAAUGGAAUGAUGCUGUCUAUACACAUGCUCAAUGGUUGAAAGAAGGAAGACUGAAGAAUAGAGAAACUAUCACAAAAGGAUUUGAAAACACUUUUAAGGCUUUUACAGAAAUGUUAAAGGGUGCUAACUAUGGAAAAGCUAUUGUUGAAAUUUGAUUGCAAUAAAAAUUAUCUCAGAGAA
Molecule: messenger RNA, 1444 nt
Organism: Coccinella septempunctata (seven-spotted ladybird)
Lineage: Eukaryota; Metazoa; Arthropoda; Insecta; Coleoptera; Coccinellidae
Product: prostaglandin reductase 1-like
Exons: 6
Coding region: 328-1419 (363 amino acids)
Biological process (GO): prostaglandin metabolic process
Cellular component (GO): cytoplasm
Molecular function (GO): 2-alkenal reductase [NAD(P)H] activity; 15-oxoprostaglandin 13-reductase [NAD(P)+] activity
Source: RefSeq, a predicted model, not a curated record